AUGGUCUUUAAAAAGGGCAACAUAGAGUUUAUCCUGGAAUCUCUGGAGACAAACUGUGACCACGAUUACGUUGAGUAUUUUCGCAAGGUUCCGGACACGAAACUGCUUUAUACCUUUCGAGUGGUUAAACUGGCACCUGCUUUCACCAUCGAUAUUACAGUGAAAGUAAUUAAAACACAGAGAGUAUUCUAUAAGAUGGAGAACCUAAAGGGAUGUGACUUUCUGAACAAUCCGCUCCUGUUCAAAAUGUUUGGCGAGGUCUACAACCACCUCGUGGUCAAUGGCAGUUACUUUAAGUGCCCCAUCAAGCCGAAGGUUUAUUACCUGAAAAAUGAGGGUACGGUCUCAAUAAUUCCCAGCAUCCAUCCACCUGGACGCUUUCAGCUGUCGAUGCGUGUUAGAAUGGCGGAGAGUCGAGCGCCGUUCGUUAUGGAAAUGUUGUGGAAGUAUAAAAUUGUGCGUAUCAAAUAA
Molecule: messenger RNA, 471 nt
Organism: Drosophila santomea
Lineage: Eukaryota; Metazoa; Arthropoda; Insecta; Diptera; Drosophilidae
Exons: 1
Coding region: 1-471 (156 amino acids)
Source: RefSeq, a predicted model, not a curated record